AUGGACAUGAUAAUGGAAUACAAGGAGAAAAUCUCUAUGAAACUGGAACGAUAUGAUACGAUUGUGGAGCUGGAAAAGCAGACGGGAGUGGACAAGUUCUAUAUCUUUUGUGUUGGCACGUUACUUGCUGGGAUCGUGUUGUUUGUAUUGGGUGGAGAAGAAUUGGUAGUAGGUCUGGUAGGGUUUAUUUACCCGGCUUAUAUGUCAUUCAAGGCCAUUAAUACGACUGGCACGGUUGAUGAUACGCAAUGGUUGACCUACUGGGUCGUCUAUGCGUUUUUUAACCUUACAGAGUCGAUUACAAACCUCCUUUUCUCGUGGAUUCCCUUUUACUUCUUUUUAAAGAUUGCAUUCCUUGUUUGGAGUUAUCAUCCAAGCACGAAGGGCUCGAAAGUGAUCUACAAUUCGCUCAUUAAACCAUACGUGGCUCCUCAUAUGGGUCAGAUUGAUUCGGCACUCAAACGUGGUGAGGAAGUGGCUAAGAACGUUGCUGCUAAGAUCCAGGACAAGGACGAGUAA
Molecule: messenger RNA, 519 nt
Organism: Peronospora belbahrii
Lineage: Eukaryota; Oomycota; Peronosporomycetes; Peronosporales; Peronosporaceae
Source: the annotation of a GenBank genome assembly